Molecule: messenger RNA, 1869 nt
Organism: Lactuca virosa
Lineage: Eukaryota; Viridiplantae; Streptophyta; Magnoliopsida; Asterales; Asteraceae
Source: the annotation of a GenBank genome assembly
AUGAUGAUACAACAAACAAAACCUCUCCCUGAUUUCUAUGAGGCUCGUUCCCGCCUUAUUCUGGAAGAAACUAGAAAGGCUAAUAAUGCAGCCCAAUCGGCUACAACUGAUGCAACAGCUCUUAAUACUCAAACCUCCUACAACACACGCCCUACCUACCAGGUUCAAGAUUCAAACAGCAACAUCAACAUCAACAGGGGACGUGGCCGUGGAAGGGGCGGACGUGGUCGUGGUCGUGGGAGAAGGGGAGGCGGUAACUUUGGAGUGGGUCGUGGCCAACAGCAGCCACUGUGGCCUUCUCCCUACACCCAACAAUGGUCAACUUCCCACUCUUUAUCUCCUUUCUCCCAACCUUGGGCUGCUCCAUAUUCGUGGCCUCCUACACACACACCACCUUGUCCCUACCCAACCAAUCAGCCCCGCUCCACUGCUUCGGGUUUGUUGGGUCCAAGACCUUCUACACAGCAAGCAUAUGCCACAUCUGAAAAUUCCUAUACCCCAACUAACUUGGAACAAGCAUUUCAUACCAUGAGCCUCCACCCACCGGACCAGAACUGUUCUCCUACCGGUACUACUCCAACAUCGCCCCCCCCCCACCCAGCAACACCACCGGCCCUUUCACGACUUCCGAAACCUCCCAUACAAUUCACCUAUAUCCGGCGCCCCAAACAACAUGGACAUUCAGAUGCCACAGAAACCACCAACACCACCGAACCCAUCCCAGAAACCACCAACACCAUAGAAACCACCAACACCACCAAACCCAUCAUCACCUCCAAUAUUCCUACCCGUACCAUAAAAACUCGUAGCAUGUCCGAGAUCUCCAAACCUAAAUGUAACCUUAACCUCCAUGCCUCCACUCUUAUCUCUCCUAUUCCCAAAAACCCAACCGAAGCCUUGAACAAUUUGGAUUGGAAGAACCCCAUGCUUGAUGAAUUCCGGGCAAUUAUCGACAAUAAGACAUGGGAACUUGUACCAAGACAUCCUCACAUGAACAUUGUCCGGAAUAGAGGUUCAGCUACUGAUGUCAGGUUCACACCAAGUCUGGUGUACACCAAGUCUGGUUUACACUCACACACAACACCAUCCAAGUUCUACACUAUCGACUGUGAAAGGCCUAAAGAAGGUAUCAGUGCUGGUCGCCCCUUACCCUUCAAAGUUGGACCUGGUGAAUCCAUCCGGAUUCUAACUUCUGUGCAUGGAGUGGUAUGCAUUGGCAUAUACAAGGUUCAAUGUGGGGCCUAUAGAUAUAACAAUAUUGAUAAAUACUCUGAUCUAAUUCUAUGGAAUCCAGCGACGAGCGACCAUAAGACGUUGUCUAGACCCAGUCACUGUUCUCAUCCAGACUGUUACAUGAUCACUGAUCAAAGUCUCUUUGGGUUGUAUUAUAGCUCGUGGGACGAUGACUACAAGCUUCUACGAGUAACCCCACAUCCCGAUGUUUAUAUAUACUCUUUGAAAUCCGACUCAUGGAGAAAGGUUAAGUCGGACUUCCAGCGUACUGGUGUACGCCAGGAGUGUUUAUCAUAUUUUUGGGGGCCAAAUGUUUCGUUGAAUGAAAACAUAUAUUUUUUAGAAUAUAAUGUUGAGGAGUCAUAUUCAGUUAUGAGUUUCAACACGAAGACUGAAACAUUCAAAUCGAUAACAACUCCGUUUUGGGGAAAUCAAAAGAUAACUUGGUUGAUCUUCACGGUUCUAAGAGAUGGGUGCAUUCAUUUGUGGGUGAACAUUGAAAAGUCUUUCAGGUUAUAUGAGAAUGAGUUGUGGAGGAUGAACCGAGAUGGAGAUUGGACCAAGGUACAAAAUUCGGGCACGAUAUUGAGUGAGCCACUUUGGAAUGGCCAUGGACUGCACUUGAUGAGGAAUUGA